AUGUCUCUUCAGCCAACGGCUACCGAGGUUGGUACCAUGUACGACCAAUAUACCAGCCUCUUAACAGACGUUAUGGCGGGAUUUAUCCAUGUUGGCUAUUGGGAUGACCCUGAAAGAGAGGACACGAUAGAGGUAGCCACUGAGCGGUUGACUCGUGAAAUCGGCGAGCGACUCUCCUCUGUUCGGGGUCAGCGUAUCCUCGACGUUGGCUGUGGCACUGGUAAAUCGGCGGUGCAAAUCGCCACUGCCCACGAUGUUCACAUUACUGGCAUUACUGUCAGCAACCACCAGAUUGAACUUGCCCAGUCUCAGUACGAAAGCAACACGAAAGCUGGACAAGUCAAUUUCCUAUUCGCUAAUGCCAUGGACCUCCCGUUUGCUGAUGCCUCCUUUGAUGGCGCAUAUGCCAUCGAGUCUCUGGUGCAUAUGGACGAUAGACGCACUGCCCUUACAAAUAUCGCACGGGUACUUCGUCCCGGCAGCCGACUAGCUAUUGCAGACCUGUUUCUCGAUGCGGGCUGCCCCAAUCCCGAGGUGCUGGCGCGCUUCCACGAACUCUUUCAGGUCCCACCCAUGCCUUCCGGCGAUGACCUCAAAGCUCUCCUGCACCAGACAGGCUUCAAGGUCAUUGAAUUCACCGAUAUUCGAGAUACGUCCGGCCUGUCUGCAAAUUUUUAG
Molecule: messenger RNA, 678 nt
Organism: Aspergillus nomiae NRRL 13137
Lineage: Eukaryota; Fungi; Ascomycota; Eurotiomycetes; Eurotiales; Aspergillaceae
Product: class I SAM-dependent methyltransferase
Exons: 1
Coding region: 1-678 (225 amino acids)
Molecular function (GO): S-adenosylmethionine-dependent methyltransferase activity
Source: RefSeq, a predicted model, not a curated record